Molecule: messenger RNA, 1079 nt
Organism: Candidula unifasciata
Lineage: Eukaryota; Metazoa; Mollusca; Gastropoda; Stylommatophora; Geomitridae
Source: the annotation of a GenBank genome assembly
AUGGGCUGUUGCAUAUCACAGUUUGCUUGCUGCUGUGGACCAGCAUCAUGUGCCUUGUGCUGUAGCUGCCUGCCCCCAGUCAAUGAGUCAACAAGCACACGGGGCAUGUAUACAAUCCUCCUAACAUUUAUAUUCAUAAUACAGUGUCUCACGCUGAUCCCAGACUUGCAGAAUUUACUUGAAGAGCAUGUUGUGAACAUCUCUGAGAUUUGCCAACAGCUGAAGUCAGACAGUGAAUGUGACAUGGUGGUGGGAUACAAGGCAGUCUACAGGCUCAGCUUAGCCGUGGUCAUAUUUUAUUUCCUUCAUGUGCUGCUGACUGCGUUUGUGCCCUCAAGUAAUCACUGGAGAGCCAGCAUUCAGAAUGGUUACUGGGGGUUCAAGUUUUUAGUGCUUAUUGGUUUGUGUGUUGCUGCCUUUUUCAUACCUACAGAAUUUUCUAUAUACUGGAUGUACGUGGGCAUGACAGGAGGCGUGCUCUUUAUACUCUUACAGUUGAUCUUGCUUGUAGACUUCACUCAUUCGUGGAAUGCUAGAUGGAAUGGUAGAAAACGUGGCCAGAGAAAUAAGUGUGGAUUUGUUGGUACAGUUGUAGUCGCUGCACUACUUUUUGCCGUCACAAUCCUGGGAAUGGUGUUUUUGUUCUUUUACUACGGCUGGCAAGGCUGCACAACCAAUCACAUUUUCUUGUCUGUCAACAUCGGUCUUUGCGCCCUGCUCACGUUUCUGACGUUGCUGCCGUGUACUAUGAAACGAAACCCAAAUGCUGGACUACUGCAAGCCUCAGUUAUCUGUGUAUACGUUGUGUACUUAACAUGGUCAGGUCUUACCAGCGAGCCCCCAGAAGAGAUUGAGAACCUGCUGGACACUUUGUUUGGGAAGACCAUGGCGCUGAUCAGCGUUGACACCAGCACCACCACACAAUCUACAGCCAAGACUGGCCAGGUGACCAGUCGCAGCUCCAGCCAUGCUUACAACUACACAUCCAGCUGUCGACCAGAUCCAGCCUUCCCUCAGGCUGACCGUAUCGCUUCCUAUGCUGGGCUGGUGAUAAUGUUUAUAAUGGCUAUAUAUAGCAG